Molecule: messenger RNA, 1113 nt
Organism: Colletotrichum lupini
Lineage: Eukaryota; Fungi; Ascomycota; Sordariomycetes; Glomerellales; Glomerellaceae
Exons: 5
Coding region: 1-1113 (370 amino acids)
Source: RefSeq, a predicted model, not a curated record
AUGCAGUGGGAUACAUGGGGGCUCCUGGCUCGAGAGGAGGCCGCUCAAGCCCUUGGGCCAGUACGUCCAGGGAAGGCCAGUGGAGGCUUUCCUGGUCACCCAGGGCCAUGCUUCGAGGUCUACCUAUGGCGCAUAGGGCUGAGAUGGAGGGUCAAGGAGUGGGUGAGAGUUUAUCCCGCCUUUGGAAAUGGGAUGGUCCCCAUGACGAAUGCAUCCAAGCCCCUCAGACAGCGGAAGCGGGCCGGUAGGAUGGAUAUUGCAUGUGGCGCAGCUGACAUGGCCGAAGCGGUGAAUCAAGCCGAGACAUGGGCUUUUGUUUGCCAGACAAGAUGCAAGCCGUGUCUGUCCAGAAACUCGGCGAGAAAUGAAUGGAUUGGGCAAAGUGUGAGCGCCGGGAAAGGCAACAAAACGUUUCGAUACCUUGGUCUGAACAUCUGGUCAGUGCUGAGGUACAACCAUGGAUCACCAGUGACCAAAGGGCAAUGGCUUACAUGCUUGCCUACCUUACAGGCCACAGCCCUUCCCGCGAGACAAGACCCUCUGCUCCUGCCAUGCUCGCCUGGCAGUGACACAACGCCGUCGAGACGGGCCGCGUGCGUCUGGUCAUCAUGCCGUCUCAUGCUUCUCCGGUCUUGUUUCCCGCAACUUGAACUGACAAAUGCUCGGGCUACUGCUUCUGCUCCUGCUCGACUGGUGCUGCUGCCCGUUGGCGAUACGAGGAACGGUGACAGAACCAUGCAGCUGCAGCGCGCUCUUGCAUGCCAAGAGAGACUACCUCCUGCUCCCGUGAUUGUCUUGUCUCUCUCUCUCUCAUUCUCGGAGUUCACCUCCGGGGAAAAGCAGGCAGAAGCGAUUUCUAUUCCGAACCUCACCUCCAGAGUGCUGGACCGUCAGCGAUGCCAAUGCUUCCAGGUCCUCCACGAGAAGAGCGAAAACGUUCACCCGGGCAUCGCAAUUGCAUCGGGUCAUGGCGAGCCCAGCUACAACAUACCUCAUUGGGAUAAAUGCCCGCCUCAUAUGCCCUGCUCAUGCCUUGCUCGCGCAUCUACGAGGUACUGGCGAUGUUGCAUCGCCGUCUUGACCUUCAGUUUUGAGAAGCUCAAAGUCAGAUAA